AUGGCCCUCAAUGCCGCCUCACAUAACACAACUGGCGAGCCGACUGGCUCACCGUCGGGCCCUCCACCCCCGGUAUCCUCAGAUAUCACGUCCGCCGCAAAAGGUUCUGCGGCCAAAGACGCCAUGGGCCAAAACGUGCCUGGAACGGAUCUCCAGAACAAUGACAAGGGCCAGACAGUAAUGGGCGAAGCAGGCAAGGAGAAGACUGCUAAAGAAAGUACGCACGAUGACACUGAAGGACCGCAUUGA
This is a messenger RNA of Cladophialophora yegresii CBS 114405, 249 nucleotides long. RefSeq lists its product as uncharacterized. The transcript has 2 exons. Lineage: Eukaryota; Fungi; Ascomycota; Eurotiomycetes; Chaetothyriales; Herpotrichiellaceae. The record is from RefSeq and is a predicted model, not a curated record. Bases 1 to 249 code for a protein of 82 amino acids.